AUGUCUUCCAACCAGCACAAUGUUCAGUCUUAUACCAAACUUACCACCAAGGAGUAUCAGUCAUAUACCAAUACCCGUAAACAAAUCUAUGGCCAAAAUGUGAAUACUCGACUACAUCCCACUCCCCAGGCAGAGCGCGAUUACAAUACCUACAGCCAAUGGCGCGAGCAGUCCAACGCCUCACGAGAUGAGUACGAAAAAAGCUUGAAAGAAGCUAUCGGCCCAAAUGGCAAUUACCAGAUGCUACAGCAGAGGCAGCACCAGGACCUGGUUUUGCCAGCAGCUCAGGCAGCCACUGACACAAAUUUGCAUGCUAGUACUCGCAACAACUUCUUGGAUAAGCACCCUUAUGCAUAUAAAAAUGCUAGAGCAAGAAAGCAGCAUGAAAAGCUGGCGGAUAGCUCUUUGAAAGAGGCAAAACAUUACCGUCAAGCCUAUGAUACGCAUUACGAGAAGGCUGGUAAGCCUGCUCCGCCGAUAAGGCAAGCCCCGUAUGGUACACACGGUUCUUCUACUGCUGCAACUCCAGGCGUCCCUAGCCUGCCGCCGUCGGUCCCUGUCCCUCCCCCUCGGCGAGCUGAAGGCUCGGGGAUCCCCAGUCCAAGUGAGGCCUAUGGACAGGUUGGCCCUUACCAGGACCAACCUGCGACUCCUCCAUCGAUGCCAACCACUUACCGUCAGCUAUCAUCUGCGUCUGCUCCGCUUCCCCAACGCCCCCAAUACACCAGUAUUCCCACCGCAAGCGAGGCAUACGGCCGCUCCUCUGGUGUUGGAAUGGGGGCUGCUUAUCGUCAGCCAACAUCAGCUUCUAUUUCUCCCCCUUGGCGUCCUCAAGAUGCCAGAAUCCCUAGCCCAAGUGAGGCAUACGGACAAGCGUAUUACGGCACACAAAGCUCUACCAGGACCUCCGUGUCGACUCCUUAUGGUCAACAGCCUUCUGUGUCUGCUCCUCUUCCUCCUCACCUAUACGGACCAAGACUUCCCAGCCCGGAACAAGUCUACGGUAGCAAUGGCUCUUCUCGAAAAAUGGAUCGCCGACAGUAG
Fusarium proliferatum ET1 is the source of this 1044-nucleotide messenger RNA. RefSeq lists its product as uncharacterized. Lineage: Eukaryota; Fungi; Ascomycota; Sordariomycetes; Hypocreales; Nectriaceae. The record is from RefSeq and is a predicted model, not a curated record. The coding region runs from base 1 to 1044 and encodes 347 amino acids. The transcript has 2 exons.